AUGAGCCCCAAACGACUACGCGAAGAUGAUCGCGUAGUCGCGGCCGACAGACCCAAGAGAGCCAAAUCUUCAGGCUUCUCGGUUGGUCCAGCAAAUUUACCUGAUGGAACUUACCGGCGGAAGACGCAAAAAAUCAAGAAGGAUCUAAUCCAGAAAGCCAAAGUCAAGAAAGCAUACGCGAAGAUCAAAGCUCAAUCACAAAACGAAAAUCCUCAGCCAGACCCCCCACGAAUUCUGUCCGAGCCGGGCGAAGCAGCCCAGCCUCACUCACCACCUGCGCCUGCCGCUUCCCUUGAACUGCAUCCAGAGCGCCAGGCCUUGCUCAAUGAAGAGCCAAAGUCUCGACAAAAGCAGCAUCGUUUGAACAGUUCUCACAAUUUACACUCCGCUAGACCCAAAACAUCUUCUUACCACAAAGAACUUGAAGUUGGCGCUCAGCGCAGAGCGGAAAUUGCGGCCAAUGCUGACGCGAGACUCGCUAGAGACAGAGAGCGUCGGGCAAUGGCGAAAGCAAAACGCCCGGGAAAAGAUGGCAAAGCAAAGCUGGGACGACAAGGCACAGCUCUGUUGACACGCAUACAGAGGCUGACAGCCGAAGGAAAAAUCUGA
Molecule: messenger RNA, 609 nt
Organism: Exophiala mesophila
Lineage: Eukaryota; Fungi; Ascomycota; Eurotiomycetes; Chaetothyriales; Herpotrichiellaceae
Exons: 2
Coding region: 1-609 (202 amino acids)
Source: RefSeq, a predicted model, not a curated record